UUGAAGAUGGGGAAGAGAUGGCAUUGAUGAAGGUAUGCAAGCACGCAGAUGCUGUUGACAGAGUGGAAGCAGUGAUGGAUAAUCUUGCUCUUUCCCAUGCCAACUCUGACCAGCCAAAUGACCAGAAUCAUGAGGGGAAAAAAUAUGAUCCGGCUUCACUAUUCCACCAACUAGGAAGGGACGUCUCAGUAGACUGUCUCGUUCGUUGUUCUAGGGCUGAUUACGGCUCAGUUGCCAUGCUGUGUAGGAGUUUCCAUUCUCUAAUUCGGAGUGGAGAGCUGUACACUCUGAGGCGGAAAAUGGGUAUUGUAGAACAUUGGGCUUACUUCUCUUGUGCUCUCUCUGAAUGGUGGGCAUUUAAUCCAGAUCGUGGACGUUGGAUGCCUUUGCCUAAAAUAGAAUCAAAUGAAAGUUUCAUGUAUUCAGAUAAGGAGUCUUUAGCCGUUGGCACCGAACUUCUUGUAUUUGGAAAGGAAAUAAUGUCCCAUGUGUGUUACAAAUACAGCCUUUUGACACACAGGUGGUCAUCCGGCCGUUUGAUGAAUACACCUAGGUUCUUGUUCGCUUCCGCUAGCAGUGGGGAAAUUGCCAUUGUAGCUGGCGGUUGCGAUCUAUGUGGCAAUAUCUUGAGCACUGCUGAGCUCUACAAUUCAGAAACAGGAACUUGGUUGACUCUUCCGAGCAUGCAUGAACCUAGAAGAAUGUGUUCUGGGGUAUUUAUGGAUGGGAAGUUUUAUGUCAUUGGCGGGAUUGGCGGCAGCUCAGCUGGGGAGGUUUAUGAUUUGGAGAGGGGGACUUGGACUGAGAUACCUAACAUGCACCCUAGAAAAAAGAAAGGGGCUGGAGCAACUGAUGUGCCUGCUAUAGCUGGGUCACCUCCUCUGGUUGCAGUUGUAAAUAACAUACUGUAUGCUGCAGAUUGGGGAAAACUGGAGGUAAGAAAAUAUGAUAAGGAGAGGAACGUGUGGGUUACUAUUGGGGGAUUGCCUGAGCGGACAUACUCAAUUAAUGGUUGGGGAGUAGCAUUUCGGGCAUGUGGUAAUCGGUUAAUUAUAAUCGGUGGACGUAGGGGUUCAAGCGUAGAGCAAAUUGGAGUAGAGCAAAUUGAAGUCAAUUCUUGGGUCCCUGAUGAAGGUCCGCCGCAGUGGAACCUGCUCGCUAUAAGGGAAGAUUUGCGAGGCUUUGUCUAUAAUUGUUCAGUGAUGGGAUGCUGAGGUGUCCGGUUUCCGUGACACCAUAUGCUGGUUAGAAGGUGUGUUGCGUCUCGU
Molecule: messenger RNA, 1268 nt
Organism: Rosa chinensis
Lineage: Eukaryota; Viridiplantae; Streptophyta; Magnoliopsida; Rosales; Rosaceae
Product: F-box/kelch-repeat protein SKIP11
Exons: 2
Coding region: 18-1214 (398 amino acids)
Cellular component (GO): nucleus
Molecular function (GO): protein binding
Source: RefSeq, a predicted model, not a curated record